AUAUACUCAUCUUGAACAGUUAUGUGAAGAGUUUAGGCCCAGCAACUUGACAUAUCUGUAUUUGAUAACGAUUACGGGUGAAAGUUAAAUCAGAAAAAGGGAGUAGUGAAGUGCCUUGCUAGCUAGGCUGCUAAUGUUACGGCCUAUUCACUCCGCGGAUCCGGCUUUCUGUUAUGAACUCGCUAAAUUUUAGCACUGUUAAUAGUUAAAUCUGGGCGGCGUUGACAGAGCUGCCAGUUGUCAAAAUGUAUUAUCCGUUGAAAAAGUUGUCACCCACAUAGUUUGUCAUUUUGAUGUCAUGUUUUUACUGGGUUUAGUUACCUAUCAAUUUACUUGGCUAGCUAGCCACUCAUGUGUAAUUAAGUCGGCCCUGCGUUGCACGCCAGCCAACUUUACAGUCUAGAUUACUAGCUAUGUAAUGUAGCUAUCAUGUGGCGAUGUGGGAAAAAAUAGAAUAGGCCUGUACUCGAUCGUGUAAACCUUAUUAGGUCGUAUACGCUAGCUAGUGAAGUAUGCACGUGUGCAUUGUCCGUGGUGAUGUAACUAGGACGGCUAACUACGUUAGCUAAAGUUGGAUAUGAGUUGAUUAGCUCGAUGGCUAACUCAAUCUUUGCCAUCAAGUAGCUAUCCGCUAGUGAGCAACGCAUCCCCGGGAGCCAGCAUGUUGCAUGACAUGAGUCACCUUUCUAACGAAUCGAAAUGAACUGGAGGCGGCACAGAAGUUUCUGGAGCAGGCGGCAAUUGAGAAUUUGCCCACGUUCCUGGUGGAGCUCUCCAAGGUGCUCGCCAACCCUGGCAACACCCAGGUGGCUCGCGUGGCCGCAGGGCUGCAGGUGAAGAACUCGCUCACCUCCAAAGACCCGGACGUGAAGACGCGUUACCAGCAGAGAUGGCUGGCCAUCGACGCCAACGCCCGGAGGGAAAUCAAGAACUUUGUAAGGAGAAACUCCUCUUCCACCUCUUAGUGCAUAUUUAUUUAUACUUUCUAGCUUUAGUAGGAUUUUGUGGUCUCUUGACUCCCCACCCACUCGUCCUUUUUUGGGGUUGAAGUAUAUUAAAGUCUAUAUUACGGUUUUAAGUGACAGUGUGGGUUACACAGUGACAAUCAUGUCAUUCAAAUAUCCCCUGGGGGAAAGAGGAUCCUGAAGUUGAUUACUCUUCGAUAAUUUAACCUUAAACCUACCCAGCCAAAUUACUUAUUUUUCUUAAGCUCUUCGCUCCUAUAAGAACCAAUGUCCUCCAUCUCACUCGGCCUCACCCAGCCAAAUGCACCAGUUGAUUCACUCCCCUCCAGGUUCUGCAGACCUUGGGCACGGAGACGUACCGGCCCAGCUCGGCCUCCCAGUGCGUGGCCGGCAUAGCCUGCGCAGAGAUCCCCGUCACACAGUGGCCCGAGCUCAUUCCCCAGCUGGUGGCCAACGUGACGGACCCCAGCAGCACCGAGCACAUGAAGGAGUCCACCUUGGAGGCCAUCGGAUACAUCUGCCAGGAUAUAGACCCUGAGCAGCUGCAGGACAACGCCAACCAGAUCCUGACAGCCAUCAUCCAGGGCAUGAGGAAGGAGGAGCCCAGCAACAACGUCAAGCUGGCUGCAACCAACGCACUGCUCAACUCACUGGAGUUCACCAAAGCCAACUUCGACAAAGAGACGGAGAGGCACUUUAUAAUGCAGGUCGUCUGCGAGGCCACACAGUGCCCAGACACCAGAGUGAGUAUCGUACGAGUGGCUGCCUUACAGAACUUGGUGAAGAUAAUGUCUUUGUAUUAUCAGUACAUGGAAACGUACAUGGGCCCAGCACUGUUUGCGAUCACAAUAGAAGCCAUGAAAAGUGACAUUGAUGAAGUUGCCUUACAAGGAAUCGAGUUCUGGUCGAACGUGUGCGACGAGGAGAUGGACUUGGCCAUCGAAGCGACUGAGGCAUCGGAGCAGGGCCGGCCUCCGGAGCACACCAGCAAGUUCUACGCCAAAGGAGCCUUGCAAUACCUGGUGCCCAUCCUCACCCAGACACUCACCAAGCAGGACGAGAACAACGACGAUGACGACUGGAACCCGUGCAAGGCGGCGGGCGUGUGCCUGAUGCUGCUGGCCACGUGUUGCGAGGACGACGUGGUGCCUCACGUGUUGCCCUUCAUCAAGGAGCACAUCAAGCACCCCGACUGGCGCUACCGCGACGCCUCCGUCAUGGCCUUCGGCUCCAUCCUGGAGGGGCCCGAGCUCAGCCAGCUCAAACCCCUCGUCAUCCAGGCGAUGCCCAUGCUGAUUGAGCUGAUGAAGGACCCCAGUGUUGUGGUGAGGGACACCACGGCCUGGACGGUGGGCAGGAUCUGUGAGCUGCUGCCGGAGGCGGCCAUCAACGAGGUGUACCUGGCCCCUCUGCUGCAGUGCCUCAUCGAGGGCCUGGGGGCCGAGCCACGCGUUGCGUCCAACGUCUGCUGGGCUUUCUCCAGCCUGGCGGAAGCCGCGUACGAAGGCACAGAUGCAGCAGAGGAACAGGAGGAGCCUGCCACCUACUGCCUCUCCUCCUCCUUUGAACUCAUCAUCCAGAAACUCCUAGAAACCACAGACAGGCCGGACGGUCACCAGAACAACCUGCGUAGCGCGGCCUACGAGGCCCUGAUGGAGAUUGUGAAGAACAGCGCCAAGGACUGCUACCCAGCCGUGCAGAAGACCACCCUGGUCAUCAUGGAGCGCCUGCAGCAGGUCCUGCAGAUGGAGUCUCACAUCCAGAGCACGUCGGACAGAAUUCAGUUCAACGACCUCCAGUCCCUGCUGUGUGCCACCCUGCAGAAUGUGCUGAGGAAGGUGCAGCACCAGGACGCGUUGCAGAUCUCCGACGUGGUGAUGGCCUCGCUGCUCAGAAUGUUCCAGAACACUGCCGGCUCCGGGGGCGUACAGGAGGAUGCACUCAUGGCCGUCUCAACCUUGGUGGAAGUAUUGGGUGCUGACUUUCAGAAAUACAUGGAUGCCUUUAAACCCUUCCUGGGAAUUGGAUUGAAGAAUUACGCAGAAUAUCAAGUGUGUCUGGCUGCGGUGGGCCUGGUGUGUGACCUGUGCCGGGCCCUGAUGUCCAACAUCCUGCCUUACUGCGACGAGAUCAUGCAGCUCCUGCUGGAGAACCUGGGAAAUGAGAAUGUGCACCGGUCGGUGAAGCCCCAGAUCCUGUCGGUGUUCGGAGACAUUGCCCUGGCCAUCGGAGGAGAGUUCAAGAAGUACCUGGAGAUCGUCCUGGACACGCUGCAGCAGGCGUCGCAGGCACAAGUCGACAAGACGGACUAUGACAUGGUGGACUAUCUGAACGAGCUGCGGGAGGGCUGUCUGGAGGCCUACACUGGCAUCAUCCAGGGCCUGAAGGGAGACAAGGAGAACGUGCACCCUGACGUGAUGCUGGUGCAGCCCAGAGUGGAGUUCAUCCUGUCCUUCAUCCAUCACAUCGCUGAAGACGAGGACCACUCUAAUGGCGUGGUGGCAAACGCUGCCGGACUUAUAGGAGACCUGUGCACGGCGUUUGGGAAGGACGUGUUGAAGCUGGUAGAGCUGCGGCCCCUCAUCAACGACCUGCUGACUGAGGGCCGGAGGUCCAAGGUCACCAUAACCAAGAUGCUGGCCACAUGGGCCACCAAGGAGCUGCGCAAGCUCAAGAGCCAGGCCUGAGUUCAUGCUUGUUGGGGAUAAGCUAGACAACAAUGAAAACACCCCACUGGAGUUUCUUCUGUCUUUUGCGUCGUGUCCGAGUUAAAGCAGAAGUGAAGCGUGCGCUGAGAUGAGUGUCUGAGAAUGUGAGAGUGAGAGUGAGAGUGAGCGAGGAUCGACGUCACACCACCUUCGUGAGUACAAUUCCAGCAGUCGCCGGCAGACCAGCAGCGCCCCACCCCUGAACCCCCACCACCACUUCCUUUGCCCCCCUCCCCCAAAACCCUCUUCUUCGGGCGCCUGUGGACUGAUUCUGACUUGACGACAAGGACUCCACACAAAAACAUGGAUCGCUGUAGCCGGGUAGUUCUAGAACUCUUCUGAAAAACUAAUAUUAGUCUACAACAGGAUCACCAGAGUAGAGAGAAAUGAACUGCCAAAAUGUGGUUCUCUUUUGAGGGAAAAUUACAAACACAACAUGAUACGAAAGAACUCAACUAUUUUGCUCUUUGACCGAUUAGUGGAAGACUUUUCCCUUGACUUUGGUUCCUUCAAGCACUAUAUGGUUGUGGACUUCAAAAAUGGAGAUGGUCAAUUUUACGCAAACGUGAACUGAACCGGAAUCUGAAAAAAGCUCAUUUUUGGGGUGUUGGAAAUGCGCCCAAAGGAUCACUCUGGAGUUGAAAGAAGACAAAACGAGGGGGAUGAGCGGGCGGUCUCCACCCCCCUCGUCGCCUGCCUCUCCGCAAUCCUCCAGAGCGUGGCAGGGGUAGAGCUGAUCAGCCUGGAUGAUGGAGUGUGUCUGUGAGGGAGGGGAUUCACUGUCUCUACCCCCCCCGGGUUAUUUCAAAUAAAUAAUAACGCUUCAAGCAAAUUCAGUAAGAUCUAUUUCUGAUGCUGUUUGGGAGAGGGCUGUGGGGGCUUGGUAGAUGAUUUAUUGGCAGCACUUGAGUGAAUUGGCAAGAAGGUUUUCUUUAUUUCCUGCAAGAGAAUCACUGACAAAUGUUCACCAUUUUUCUUUUUAAUGGCAUCAGUUGUUUCUCUUCAUCUUCAAGUGUGGGCUUCUAGAUAAAGACCCUUUCUUGCCAGCCCUGUUAACAAGAAUCGGUGAGGACUUGUGCGUUGAGUGCAUCAGGAUCAUUCAAGGCUAGGGAUAACUACAUUUGACAUGUAACACUGACAUCUUCUUAGUGCCAAGAUGAGCAAGGAGUAGAAAAUGAGUGCCAAAUUUAGACUACUCAUCAGGGUAAAAUACAACAAGCAAACACAUACUUGCCUACAGUAUGCAGUUCAGAAAUAAAUCUAUAAUUUGAACUACAUGAACAAGUGAAUUGGGCUUGUUUCAGUUCCCAUUUGUUGGUUUCUAGGUGCACUUAGUUGGAAAAGGGUCACUCACCAAGCUGUUAAAAUGAGAAUUGAAGCUGUUUGUACAAGGUUAUAUUUUUCCAUUGCUAUGAAAAACAAUAAAAUGAUAUCAAACAUC
Oncorhynchus tshawytscha (Chinook salmon) is the source of this 5114-nucleotide messenger RNA. RefSeq names its product importin subunit beta-1-like. The transcript has 21 exons. Gene Ontology annotation, molecular function: nuclear import signal receptor activity; small GTPase binding. Bases 1448 to 3652 code for a protein of 734 amino acids. Gene Ontology annotation, biological process: protein import into nucleus. The record is from RefSeq and is a predicted model, not a curated record. NCBI's taxonomy places the organism in Eukaryota, Metazoa, Chordata, Actinopteri, Salmoniformes, Salmonidae. Gene Ontology annotation, cellular component: nucleus; cytoplasm.